Messenger RNA from Gamsiella multidivaricata, 715 nucleotides. RefSeq lists its product as uncharacterized. The record is from RefSeq and is a predicted model, not a curated record. NCBI's taxonomy places the organism in Eukaryota, Fungi, Mortierellomycota, Mortierellomycetes, Mortierellales, Mortierellaceae. Bases 103 to 603 code for a protein of 166 amino acids. The transcript has a single exon.
AUUAGACAGAUAGACAGAUAGAUAGAUAGACAGAGUACAGACGGGGCGAGGCGGGGCAAGGCGAGGAAGAAGAAGAAAGGGCGGAGGGGUGCAAAUCAAGACAUGAACGUGUGGGCAGAGGGAGAGAGGGUCAGGGUACGCAGGGCCAGGGCCAGGGUGAAAGGGGCGCAUUCGUCCUCCCAGCACACGUGUGGCUCCUGCGGCCGUUGCCACCAAAAAACGCCUGUUCUUCUGGUGCUUCUUGUUCUUCCUUGGAGCGUGUCCUCGCCCCUCGUCUUUGGACUAAAAACACCCGGCCAGACCAAGAUGCCAAAAGUGACACCAGGCAGAGGGGCGCAGACGGGGUCUGGAUGGGACCCUGGAUGGGGCUUUGGAAUGGGGCGUGUGGUGAUGAGGACAUCCUCCCCUCAUUCAAAGUCCAAAAAGGACGCGGCGAGCACAAGGUGGUCAGAGGACAGCCGUGGGCUCUCGUGCUACAACGACAAUUGGUGGCAAAAAAAGAUACGCGUCCGAUUCGCAGACGACGGUUUCAUAUAUGUCUUUGGCGUACUGACGCAGAAACAUUUUUUUCUUUCUUUUUUUUUUUCGGUAUCGGGGCGAUAGCGUUCAUCCUUCUCCCCAGCUCGCCUUUUGCUAUUUUCACUACCCGUAUCUCCUCCUCUUUAUUGGUUUCCAUCCACGCUUCUGCCGCGUCCUUCGCUCACAUUCUUGUAUA